Oncorhynchus nerka (sockeye salmon) is the source of this 6194-nucleotide messenger RNA. RefSeq names its product hepatocyte growth factor-like. Gene Ontology annotation, biological process: proteolysis; positive regulation of protein phosphorylation; negative regulation of apoptotic process. The transcript has 18 exons. The coding region runs from base 314 to 2449 and encodes 711 amino acids. The record is from RefSeq and is a predicted model, not a curated record. Gene Ontology annotation, molecular function: serine-type endopeptidase activity; signaling receptor binding. NCBI's taxonomy places the organism in Eukaryota, Metazoa, Chordata, Actinopteri, Salmoniformes, Salmonidae.
AUAGCUUUCACAUGGUCAGUCUGUCAUGGUAAGAGCAGGUGUUCCUAAUGUUUUGUACACUCAGUGUACCAUGAGUUGUUAAACAGUGAGUGAGUGUAGUAGAGGAAUAAAGUGGGAGGAGAGCGCUGAGAUGGAGAGGGAGAGAGAGAGAGAUCCAUAGUGUGUUUCUACUAAGAGGCAUCUGUGCUGUAGCUGAGUGAACAACCCCAGUACCUCCGUCCCGCUGUCUGGACCUUGUCAACGAAAGACAAAACCUUUACUAUUAUUGGGAUAUCAAUAAUCGUUUAUAACGUGAACAGCCUUUGCAGCAACUAUGUGGAUUUACAACAUUAUUUUUACUCUCUUAAUCAUCCGUUAUUCAGAGUGCAGGAGGAAUGCAUUACAGGACUACCAGAGGAGUGAUGGCGUGAGAUUGGUCCAACUGCCAGACUCUGCCCUCCAUACCAAAAGCAGGAAGUUGAGCAUUGUGAAGUGUGCCCGUGGUUGCAGCCGCAACAAGAUACUGCUCUUCACCUGCAGAGCGUUCUUGUAUGAUCAGAAAAACAGGAAAUGCCAGUGGCUGUCGUUUGACAGGAACUCACCAGGAGUCCAAAGCCAACAUGACUUCAACUACCAACUCUACCAGAAGAAAGCCUAUGUGCAGGAGUGCAUAGUGGGGACAGGAGUGAACUACAGAGGGAGAAGGUCUGUAACGGCCAGUGGAAUCAGGUGCCAAGCCUGGGCCUCUCCUUUCCCUCAUGAACACAAUUUCCUACCAAGGAGGAACAGGAAGAAGGAGCUGACAAACAACUACUGUCGUAACCCUGACAACGCUAUUUCAGGACCAUGGUGCUUCACUACAGACCCCAACGUCAGACACCAGGACUGUGGAGUACCUGAGUGCUUACAAGUGGAGUGUGUGAGCUGUAAUGGGGAAAGGUAUAGAGGUCCCAUGGAUCACACAGAGACGGGACGGGAGUGUCAACGCUGGGACCUAGAGGAACCACACAAACACCUCUUCCACCCCAAGAGGUAUCCUGAUAAAGGCUUAGAUGACAACUAUUGUAGGAACCCAGAUGGACGUCAACGACCGUGGUGUUUCACCCUGGAUGCACACACAUCCUGGGAGUACUGCAACAUCACAGCCUGCCCCUCAGACAGUGUGGGAGAGGUAGAUGUGACUACCAGGUGUUUCCUGGGUCGAGGUGAGGGCUACAGAGGGACAGUAGCAGUAACACCCAGUGGGGUGACCUGUCAACGCUGGGACUCACAGUACCCCCACAACCACACAUACAUACCCCAGGACUAUCGCUGCAAAGACCUGAGGGAGAACUACUGCAGGAACCCUGACGGCCUUGACCUCCCAUGGUGCUUCACUUCAGACCCUAACGUUCGCAAGGCAUUCUGCACCAACAUCCUCCGCUGUGGCACACAGAAUACUGAACCCCAUGACUGCUACGAGGGCAACGGAGAGAGCUACAGAGGAGAGGUGUCUAGGACCAGGUCAGGUCUUCCCUGUUCCCUCUGGAGAGACCACAGUUGGGACAGAGAUGCAGCGGUGCUGACUGUGGGACAGGAGGCGAGUUUCUGUAGGAACCCAGACAGAGACACACAUGGCCCCUGGUGUUAUACUAACAGCACUGCUAUACCCUGGGACUACUGCAGCAUCAAACCAUGUGUACCAUCAAAGAACACCAUUCCACAGAGAGUGGAGGUGUCCAAUGUGUCAUGUUUCAUCCAUAAGACGACCAGGAUAGUAGGAGGAGCUCCAGUCGCCAUCACAGACGGAAGCUGGAUGGUCAGCAUACAGAAACGGUCCAGUCACUGGUGUGGAGGUUCUCUCAUACGAGAGGAGUGGGUCCUCACUGACAGACAAUGCUUCUCCUCAUGUGUUCCAGACCUGAGUGAGUAUCGUGUGUGGUUAGGUGUAUCAGACCUUCGUGGCUUGGCUCCUAACAGCUCCUUCAGACAGGAAGUCUCCAUCUCCCAUGUGAUCUGUGGUCCUGAGGGCUCCAACCUGGCCCUCAUACGGCUGGCCCAGCCUGCCCUCCCUGCAGACAGUGUCCACACCAUUCAGCUGCCGGUGGCUGGGUGUUCCAUUGCUGAUGGCUCGAUGUGUAGCAUGCAUGGAUGGGGCGAGACCAAAGGUACGGGUCAUGAAGGUGUACUGAAGGUGGUCCAUCUGCCCAUGAUCAGUAAUGAGAGGUGUAGUGAACAACACAGAGGGAACCUCCACAUCACAGACAGCAAGAUUUGCGCUGGGGGGAGGAAGGACGAGGGCGUCUGUGAGAGGGACUAUGGCGGCCCCUUGGUGUGCCAGGAAGGAGAGAGCAGGGUCAUAGUGGGGGUCAGUGUCCAUGGCAGAGGCUGUGCCCGUGCCAAUCGGCCUGGCAUCUUCAUCAACGUCCCCUUCUACACCCAGUGGAUCCACAAGGUGUUCCGACACUACCCCGAACCUCAGAUCAACUAGGCACGACCCUCAGAUCAACUAGGCACGACCCUCAGAUCAACUAGGCACGACCCUCAGAUCAACUAGGCACGACCCUCAGAUCAACUAGGCACGACCCUCAGAUCAACUAGGCACAACCCUCAGAUCAAUUUGGCACAACCCUCAGAUCAACUAGGCACGACCCUCAGAUCAACUUGGCACUACCCUCAGAUCAACUUUGCACUACCCUCAGAUAAUUUAAAUAUCAAAUACAGAUAAACCUUUAUCCCAUCGUCAAUUAGAGACUCACUCGACCCCCCUUGAUAUAGAUACACCUGUGGCUCGGUCACAUAAGGACCAACUGAGUCCCUGUGUAUUUGAAAGAGGGAAAACUCCAACCAUACAGAAAGAUAUCAAACGCAACUCCAAACUUGAUUCUGGAAUUCAGACACAUGGGCUUCUAUAUGUCUUUGGAGUGGACCUGUGAAGUGGAAUGUAAUUGUGUUGAUCAAACUGCUGGAUCGAUCCUUUAGAUAAUAUAAAUAUGUAGUGUUACAGACAUGCUACUAAGGACAACCGAGGUGUGGAUAUGUGGUUGGCUAAACACCAUGUGCUGAAGCUGGUAAGGUUUGGAUGUUCAGGACUCAUAUUGUACACAAUCAGUAAGAAUCUGUAGACAAUGUGGUAAUAGGGGAGAGUGGGGUAAAUUGAGACACCCCUGUUUCUAGGAAACCUUAUACAAAAUUAAUAAUGUGACCACAUUUUUAGGAAGAGGUCAUCAUUUCAUGGAGUCAGAAGGAAGAAACCACCACCACAAAGUAAAUUGAAUGUAUUGUGUUCCAGGUUCCAUGAUGCUGGUAUCUAAACCAAAGUUAGAUGUACAUCAGUUGGGGUCUUUUGCUGAUCAUAUCAAGAAUCUGGCAGACCAGUUUCAUGGGCUUCGCCGUAAAUGCAGAGAACUGGCACAACUGGCACAUUGAAGUAACAUCUCUAUCCCAGGCAACUGGUCAAGAAAUGAAAGGGUCAGUGAUAUUGAACAGAGAGAUCUAUCUGAAUGUAGGCAUACAUUUAAGAUAUACACUAUACCACACCCCCAUUCCAUUAAUUCAACUUUGACCUACCAGCACCAUCACCCACUAUCACAGGUCACCAUCACCCACUUACCUCAAGGCGGCUCAACUGACCUUGUUCCUUUGCUCAACUUACCCCAUACCCCAUCUUACCCCGUAAGAUGUGCCAAAAUACCACAUUUUUUGAACAAGCUAUGUUUUCAAAACUGUUAUGUUUCCAUGAAUUCUGAUUUUUUUUCCAGGGAUACACAACAUCCUGAAAUACAUUACGAAAUUGUGCUCAUCAAACAUCUCAUUCGAAAAUCAUGGGCAUUAAUAUGGAGUUGUUCCCCCCUUUGCUGCUAUAAAUGCCUCCACUCUUCUGCAAAGGCUUUCCACUAGAUGUUGGAACGUUGCUGCUGGGACUUGCUUUCAUUCAGCCAAUAGAGCAUUAGUGAGGUCGUGUACUGAUGUUGGGCGAUUAGGCUUGGUUCGCAUCGGCUUUCCAAUUCAGCCUGAAGGUGUUCGAUGGGGUUGAGGUCAGGGCACUGUGCAGGCGAGUCAAGUUCUUCCAUACCGAUCUCGACAAACCAUUUCUGUAUGGACCUCGCUUUGUGCAUGGGGGCAUUGUCAUGCUGAAACAGGAAAGGGCCUUCCCCAAACUGUUGCCACAAAGUUGGAAGCACAGAAGCUGUAGCGUUAAGAUUUCCCUUCACUGUAACUAAGGGGCCUAGCGCUAAUCAUAAAAAACAGCCCAAGACCAUUAUUUCUCCUCCACCAAUCUUUACAGUUGGCACUAUGGAUUCAAGCUGGUAUUGUUCUCCUGGCAUCUGCAAACACACAUUUGUCCGUCGGACUGCCAGAUGGUGAAGCGUGAUUCAUCACUGCAGAGAACACAUUUCCACUGCUCCAGAGUCCAAUGGCGGCGAGUUUUACACUACUCCAGCUGAUUCUUGGCAUGGUGAUCUUAGGUUUGUGUGUGCCCGCUUGGCCAUGGAAACCCAUUUCAUGAAGCUUCUGACGAACGGUUAUUGUGCUGACGUAGCUUCCAGAGGCAGUUUGGAACUCUGUAGUGAGUGUUGCAACCAAGGACAGAUGAUUUUUAAGUGUUAUGCGCUUCAUCACUUGGCGGUCCCGUUCUUUGAGCUUGUGUGACUUACCACUUUGCGGCUGAGCCAUUAUUGCCCCUAUAAUUGUGUACUUCACAAUAACAGCACAUACAGUUGACUGGGGCAGCUCUAGCAGAGCAGACAUUGGAUAAACGGACUUGUUGGAAAGGUGGCAUCCUACUGUAUGACGGUGCCACAUUGAAAGUUACUGAGCUCUUCAGUAAGGCCAAUGUUUGUUUAUGGAGAUUGCAUGGCCAUGUGAUUGAUUUUAUACACCUGUCAGCAACGGGUAUGGCUGAAAUAGCCAAAUCCACUCAUUUUAAGGGGUGUCCACAUACUUUUGUGUAUAUGUAGAUAUCUUUGGUAGAAACAAUACUAUUUUUCACUUGACAUAGUGAUGCUGAAUGUAAAAAACAGAAAUGGCUCAACCUACCCCAAUCUCCCCUACACUUGAUUCCUGAAGUUACUUGAAUGUACUGAAAAUCAAAAGGCAGUAGCUCUCCACUUCUGUAGUGUUCUUCUGUACUAUGCCAAUAAGUGUCACAGUGUAAAUAGUUUGCUGAGUGUGACUCUAACACUCUGAAUUUGAUAUUGGUCUUAUAGACCUGUGAGAGGAUGAUGAAGUUGGCCUUUUAGGAAGAUGGAAAGAUCAAUAUGAAGCCAUUGAAUGUAAAUAUGUUUUAUUUCUGUAUAUGUACAGUAUUUUAAAGGUAAAAGGGAAUGGAUUGCAACUCCAAGCCUUACCAGUGUCCUCUUACCCUUUCCCCUCCUUUCUUUCUAUUUCCACUUCUCUCCUCAUCUCUCCUCCCCGCCUCUCUUACUGCAGUAAUGUAUUCUGUUUGAUAAACACACAGAACUCAUUACCACAGGCCAGUAUGACUGAUUCCGUGUGUGUGUGUGUGUGUGUGUGUGUGUGUGUGUGUGUGUGUGUGUGUGUGUGUGUGUGUGUGUGUGUGUGUGUGUGUGAAUUCUAUUGGAGUGAGUUAUAUUCCCUCCCCUCCCACAGCCCCUGGCAGACAUCCAGUAACUAUCUACUCUGGAAAUUAACUUUCACAGAAUCUGUUAUUGCAAACUGUUACUGAAAUGGAGGUGUACUGUAUUUUUUAUGUUAUCAUUGUGGAAGUAUUAGCCUCUAUAUCUAUCACACGUUGGUCUGACUAUUUCACCUGGGAAUGUGAGGGGUCAAACAAGUAGGCCCACUUUAGAGCUCUUCUUAUAUUUCAUUCAUUUGUAUUUGAACAUUUAGUGAAGUUGUAUUCUGUGUGUGUGUGUGAUGCUGCUAUACAAUGUUAGAUUAUCUGUACCUGUAUACUCUAGGCUACUGUACAUGUAUUGUUUUUAAUUUGAAUACUCAAUUUCAAUACAGUACUAUCAUAUACAUGUAAUAGCCUACACCGUGUUCCUUUCUCAAUGUUAUUGUGCAUGGCACAAUGGCCACAUACAAUGAGUUUGUCUAUUUAAAAGGCAUUAGGUGGUUGGGAGUGUAAUCAUUAGACCUAAUUUCCAUUUCAACCUUUCUGGGAGAAUUUGUAACAAGGUGUUAUAACAGUAGGGCCUAGGCUUCUACAGGUGUCAUUUAUUACAUUUGCUUCAGAAAGCGUCCAUAAAAUUAACAGAAGGAAAUUGUCU